Messenger RNA from Verticillium alfalfae VaMs.102, 1296 nucleotides. RefSeq names its product zinc-regulated transporter 1. The transcript has 4 exons. Gene Ontology annotation, molecular function: zinc ion transmembrane transporter activity. Gene Ontology annotation, cellular component: plasma membrane. Bases 1 to 1296 code for a protein of 431 amino acids. Gene Ontology annotation, biological process: zinc ion transmembrane transport. The record is from RefSeq and is a predicted model, not a curated record. Lineage: Eukaryota; Fungi; Ascomycota; Sordariomycetes; Glomerellales; Plectosphaerellaceae.
AUGGAUCCACAGACCAGAGAUGUCUCGUGGGCCACGAUCCCAACCGACCUUCUCCUGGCCGAACUGACCAGACGCAAAGACGAUGGCGACAAGACGAACCCCCAAUGCGGUUCCGGCAAGCGUGUUUCUUAUGAUCUCGCCCUACACAUUGGCGCCCUCGUCCUGAUCCUUCUCUUAGCACCAUCUGCAUGUGGGAAUUCCCCUUUUAACCCCGACCACUUUGGCACGGGCGUCCUGCUGGCCACCGCCUUUGUUCAUCUAUUGCCAACGGCAUUCCUCUCGUUGACCGACCCAUGUCUUCCAUCCUUUUUCAACGAGGGCUUCCCACCCAUGGCCGGCUUCGUUGCCAUGGUCGCUGCCCUGACCGUCGUCGCUCUCGAAUCCUACCUCGCAACCCGUGGGGCCGGCCACUCUCAUUCACACCACUAUGGCCAGUUUUGGGACGAAGAUGACGACACGACGCCUAUUGUACACAAGGAUGGUUUCCCAGCGAACGGAAAUACGGAUGGCCUUGCUGCCAGGCGAGAGGGAAGUCAUCGCCCUUCAGACAUGGCGUUUCACGACACGGAGGCCACAGACGGGCUCAUGGCCGGCGCAUCUCCUCUGCAAACCGGCGGCCCUGUGCAGCCGCCAGCAUCGGGGCCCAGCUUCAAGCUCGACAGGCCAGAAGAAGACGAAGAAGACUCGGAUAUUGACCUGGAUAUGCACGAGCUUGAUGCCGUGCCGAUGAAUGGACUGCGCUCCAGACGCAAGCCGCAAACACCCACUGCGCCUAAUACGCCACACGUCGUGACCCCCGAUGAACAAGCCCGGCUACUCCGCCAAUGUGUGAUGCUGGAGGGUGGCAUUUUAUUCCACAGCGUAUUCAUCGGCAUGGCAAUCUCAGUGGCAACAGGUUCAACGUUCAUCGUUUUCCUCAUUGCCAUUAGUUUCCAUCAGACUUUCGAGGGACUUGCUCUCGGCAGCCGUAUUGCCGCCAUUCAGCUUCCACGUCAAUCGGCGAGACCUUGGCUGAUGGUGCUUGCAUUCGGCGCCACGACACCCUUUGGACAACUGAUUGGCUUGGUGAUACACAAGAUGUAUGAUCCUAUGAGUCAGACCGGCCUCCUGAUGGUUGGCUUCAUGAACUCCAUAUCGGCUGGCCUACUGCUGUUCGCCGGUCUCGUACAGCUGCUGUCAGAGGACUUCCUCACAGAGAAGAGCUACCACACCCUCACGGGAAAGAAGAGAUGGAGGGCUUACGCGGCCGUGGUGGGCGGUGCGGCACUCAUGGCACUGGUCGGAGGCUUCGCGUAG